This is a messenger RNA of Neopsephotus bourkii (Bourke's parrot), 847 nucleotides long. Its product is annotated as tudor-interacting repair regulator protein-like. Lineage: Eukaryota; Metazoa; Chordata; Aves; Psittaciformes; Psittacidae. The record is from RefSeq and is a predicted model, not a curated record. Gene Ontology annotation, molecular function: snoRNA binding. Gene Ontology annotation, cellular component: nucleus.
AUGGGGGCCAUGGGGGGGAUGGCAGCCAUGGGCGUGCUGCCGGUGGGUGCAGCGAUGCUGCCGCUGCUGCCCACACUGGGGGUGGCGGGCGUGCUUGAGCUGAAGCCGCUGAUGAGGUACAAUGCGAUGCGGCUAGGCCUGGCCUGGAGACACUCGUGCCCCACCAUGCUGUACGCGCCCAACCUGGGCAUGCUCUUUGGUCGCAUCCUGCUGCGCUAUGUCGUUCUGGUGAUGAGCAUGGUCCGUGUGCCCCUCUACACACAGAAAGACCGCAUGGGCAAGCUGCCCAACUUCCUGGCCAACUCCUUUGUUGGAACCGCCAAAUUGCAGCUGCUCUUUGCCCUGAAGAUCUUGAACAUGGUGCCCAAGGAGAAGCUGGCUGAGACGGUGGCUGCCACGCAGAAGGUGAAGAAGCCGCCCAUUGACCAUGCACCGGGGGCAAUGGGCAACCUGGGCUCCAAGUCAGCAAAUGAGCUUAUGGCACAAGCUAAAACAGGCAGUGAAUUAGGAGAUCAGGGUGAACCAGGUGGUGGUGCAGGAAUGUCAGAGUUGGCAGAGCAGGUGCUGGUGGGGCUGGAGAGCCAGGCUGUGGCAGAGCAGCUGGUGGCUAUGCCUGUGGCCGAGGCACUGGAGCAGGCGGUCGCACUGGGAUCAGACGCUGUGAUGCAGCAGCUGGUGGCUGAGGCCAUGAAGUGAUGCUGCUGUGUUUGAGCUUGAUUAAACCUGGGUGAGACCAUAGAGACUUUAACUUCCCAGUGCUGGCUGCAGUUGCUGCCCACAUGAUUCCACUGCCCGGCUGGGAGGGAUUGGGUUUGUCUGAAGCAGGGGAAAGAGAUGUAUUUUUAUG